AACGAGCUCACUUAGCCACAUAUCAAGUCCAGCAUGUUCUAGAUGAAGAAGCUGUAACACUUGAUCCCCUACAAUAUGGCUACAUGAAGGACCCCACAAAUGAUUCUCUUAUCCCAAAGCAGGACAUAAGGAUUUGGCCUGAAGAUUUGAUAAAGCAAUGUACAUGCAAAACUUGCAGCCAGGCAUCAUGUGGAUGCAAACAGAGUGGGCAACACUGCAUAUCAUUCUGCAAAUGCACAAGUUUACAAACAAAUAAAUGUAAAAAUCCCUUUUUAAAAGAGAGUGAACUUUUGGAGGCAAUGCUUAAUUAAUGUUUUAUGCUG
Molecule: messenger RNA, 323 nt
Organism: Owenia fusiformis
Lineage: Eukaryota; Metazoa; Annelida; Polychaeta; Sabellida; Oweniidae
Source: the annotation of a GenBank genome assembly